Molecule: messenger RNA, 420 nt
Organism: Trichoplax adhaerens
Lineage: Eukaryota; Metazoa; Placozoa; Uniplacotomia; Trichoplacea; Trichoplacidae
Exons: 4
Coding region: 1-420 (139 amino acids)
Source: RefSeq, a predicted model, not a curated record
AUGGCGGCAAAGCAGUUCAAUCUUUUACUGAUUGCAGCCAUUUUAACGUUGACACAAUAUCAUGUUGAAUGUCGAAAGGACUGGCUUACUGAACUUCCUAAUAUCGAAAUCACCAAUGAACAGUUACAGAAUGAUCUUCUGAUCUACAGGCAAAUUGUAGUUUACUACAAGCAACCAGUACCAAGUAAUAUGGAUCAGACCCUCACUCGACAGUUUGAAGCCGAUUUUCGCGUUGUUGCAGAUGCCCUAGAGUAUCAUAAAGUCAAGAUCGCUAUUAUUAGUAAGUUAGGCAUGUCUCUAUACCCGUUUGAGAAGUGGAUGUCGUUGAUACGAAUCUUUAAUGUUUUCUUGGUUGGUCUAGCCGUUGCUUGUGCUAUCAAUAAUGUGUUAAGAAUGGCAUCCUCUGCGGAUAAGAUUUAA